AUGUUCAGCUAUGAUCGCGUCACCGUGUGGCGAUUGCCAUUAUUUCUAAUGAUACUUGGCCAAGCCAAUGCCGCUAUGAUGCCAGCCAACAAGAUAGUUACCGAGGUAGCUGCUGCCCCGGAAGCUGCCAGGGUCGAAGGCCUUGGGAGUGGAAUAGAUCAUGGGGCCGACACCAAAUCAACUCCAAAAUAUCGAAUAAAGGAUAUGAAGGUCAAGCGACUUGGUCGGGCCGGUCUGAAAGUGCCGAUCUUCUCCUAUGGCGGAGCGUUGAAUAUGGGCACUGUGAACACCGGUGCUGCCGUUAAAGAGCUAAUGCAGACUGCCUGGGAUCAUGGUUGCAACUACUUUGACACUGCGGAGGGCUAUGCGAACGGGAACGCAGAGAGAGAGAUCGGCAAGGCUCUAAAGGAGCUGGGAUGGGAGCGGAGGGAGUUCAUGGUGGCCACCAAGAUAUUCUUCGGCACCGGCGAUUCGGAGGCGCCCAAUGCGCAGGGCCUUUCGCGGAAGCACAUCCUCGAGGGCAUGCAAGGUUCGUUGGAACGACUCCAGCUCAGCUUUGUAGACGUUGUCCACGCCCAUCGACCCGACCCCGACGUCCCCAUGGAAGAGAUUGUCCGCGCGUUCCAUCACCUUGUCGAUAAAGGCUACGCUCACUACUGGGGUACCAGCGAAUGGAGCGCCCAACAAAUUCAAGAAGCUGUCGCCGUGGCUAAGGAUUGCAGAUUGAUCGCUCCGGUCGUUGAACAACCUGAAUAUUCUAUGCUUCGCAGGGAACGGUUUGAAGUCGAGUACGACCCAAUCUUCAAGGACUUGGGAUAUGGGUCGACGAUUUGGGGUCCAUUGAAUAAUGGAAUCCUGACAGGAAAAUACAACGACGGGAUCCCGGACGGGUCGCGCAUGGACGUCCAGAGAGACCACAAGUACGUCAAGGUAAAAAAGGCCGCACUGCAGUCACCACAAGGACAACAGGACAUCGUGAAGGUUAGGAAAUUAACUAAGCUAGCCAAAGAUAAGCUCAACUGCUCUGUCGGCCAAUUGGCCCUCGCCUGGGCUGCUAGUAACCCUCAUGUCAGCACCGUCAUCCUUGGCGCGACUAAACCGGAACAGCUGAAAGAGAACUUUGGAGCGUUGAAGAUCAUCGAGAGAUUAACGCCGGAAAUCAUGCAAGAAAUUGAAUCAAUCAUGGAUAAUGCGCCCAUCCAUCCUUCCGCGGAUAAUCAAGCUAUAUAG
Puccinia triticina is the source of this 1230-nucleotide messenger RNA. RefSeq lists its product as uncharacterized. The record is from RefSeq and is a predicted model, not a curated record. Bases 1 to 1230 code for a protein of 409 amino acids. Lineage: Eukaryota; Fungi; Basidiomycota; Pucciniomycetes; Pucciniales; Pucciniaceae. The transcript has 9 exons.